Molecule: messenger RNA, 1278 nt
Organism: Chilo suppressalis (striped riceborer)
Lineage: Eukaryota; Metazoa; Arthropoda; Insecta; Lepidoptera; Crambidae
Source: the annotation of a GenBank genome assembly
AACCUAACCUAGUGUGAAGUAUCAUCACUUGGUAAGAAAAGUAAAAAUUUUCAAAUUUUUUUUCUAAAAAACUACCAGUGCAUAAGUGUGACAUUUUUUUAAUAAUGUGGUUAACAGAAACCUUUUUAACAACAAAAAUGCGAAAUUACAACCAACAAAACUGUGAAGUUUUUACUUUUGGGCCCUGGAAGUACAGUAUAUCCCAUACCCGCCCCUGGAUGAGAGACGGGUUUAUGUGGGACUCAUCCUCCCCCACAUCCCGCCCACCCGCUCAGCCAAACUGGCUCAGCGGCUGCUCGGGAUGAGGGGGCGGCCCUACCCACUAAAAGUUUCGUGGGAUCCAGGUGACGUUUCCCCCGGCAGGGGUUCCUCCUCCUCCUGGCGGUCGGGGGGAUACCCGGGAGCACCCAAUGUAUCGUGCUGACGUUCUACAUGGUGUUCUACGCUGUGCUGACGCUGAUGUUCGCGGCCUGCAUGGGUGGCCUUUUCUUGACCCUGGACCCCAAGACUCCGUCAUACACCAUGUCCAAGUCGCUCAUAGGCAUAAACCCGGGCGUGGCCGCUCGCCCGCAUCCCAACUCUGGGCUGGCCAACAUCUACGACGCGGCCAACGAGACUGCAAUCAACAAAAUCGUGGAGAAGCUCGACGAAUUCUUGCAACCUUACCAGAAGGCAAAACUUAUAACAUCUGAAGACUGUACCAGGAAUGAGAAGUUUGGCUACCCGAACACUCCGUGCUUCUUCAUUAAGUUAAACAAGAUUAUAGGUUGGAUACCAGAAUGCUACAACGAUGCUGACAAUUUACCUGCAGAUAUGCCUAACGACCUUCAAGAUUACAUUAGGUCUCAAUCACCUAUGCUUAACCAAAUUUGGGUUUCCUGUUGGCAAGAGAAACAGAAUAAUACAGAGAUCGAAUAUCCUUGGAGUCGAGGAUUACCAGCGGACAAGUAUCCUUUUAUGAAUGAUGAAGGCUAUUUUAGUCCACUAGUGGCUGUGAAAGUGACUCCACCAGUUAAUGAGUUAGUCUACAUCCGAUGCCGUGUCUGGGCCAAGAAUGUGAUAUACAACAAGAGUAUGAAGGAGCCAUCAGGCUACAUACGUAUUCAACUACUCGUGCAAGAUGCACGAACGACGAUCAAGACAUCCACCGAAAAAUAAUCUGUUCGGUCCUCUAUAAAUUGUCUGUGAAAGUAAAAUAUUAUUGAUAAUGUUAGUUAUAAUAUUGGAAGUUUAUGCAAUAAGUAGGUAGUUAUUGGGAAUUCUAAUCACUUUUAUCUC